GCUUGAAAGUGCGGAACAGGCUGGUGGACCUGAACCCUACCUCCUCGAGUGGGCCCCCUGUAUCCACACCCUUUCCAGUCCUGAGCCCAGAGUUAUUCUAAACUCCCGCUGCUGGGAGAGGGGAACUGGGAACCACUAAACGGCAGAACAGCACCCUUUUCCGGCCAUACCACCUGGGCCAGAAAAAAAAAAAAAGAGGGGGCCCAGAGAAAAGCGGGCUGUUUCUGGGGCACCGCGGAGGCCACAGAUCAGAAUCCAGCUUUUUACAAUGGAGCGGAAGCGAGCCUGGCUCAGGGCGAUUCCGGGGCGGGCUAGGCCUGCGGGUCUCUUUGCCUGGUCCCCUGGGGCUUUUCUGUCGCGGGGAGGCUUCCUGUCGCGGGCCCUGGUUCCCCCUAGCCCCCUUCCGGGAUGGGCGAGCUCCCGUCUUCAAGCCCAAGUUAAUGACUAGGGACUUUGAACUUUUUGGAGAUCUGCAAAGGGCUGGCCCCUCGGGGACAGUGACGCCCCCACCCCCUCCCCUGAGCCCGGAUCCUGGAUUACCCCAAGCCACGACCCGGCCUCCAGCCACCUCCCUGGGUCCGGCGCGGAGCCCUUCCUGGGACCCCUCCUUUCCCCCGUCCCAGCCGGGCGGCGCCGUUGGUACAUCCCGGCCAGUCCAGGUGGUAGCGCCCGCGCGGCUACCGUAAUUCCCCUACGUCCGGCGCCCCAGUUUGCGCGGAGUCGACUGAGCCCGUCCCGCGGCUCCCGUCCCCCUCUCCCAGCGCGCCCCAUGAGGCUUUGGCAGUCUCGGCCCGAGCCUUAGACACCGGGGAGGAGACCCUGGUCCUGUUCCUAGGUAUGUCACCACGCCGACUGCCAGCAGCUGCACCGCCGGGGGCCCCUCAACCUCUGCGAGGCCUGUGACAGCAAGUUCCACAGCGCCAUGCAUUAUGAUGGGCAUGUCCGCUUCGACCUUCCCCCACAAGGCUCUGUCCUGGCCCGCAACGUGUCCACUCGGUCAUGCCCGCCGCGCACCAGCCCCGCAGUGGACUUGGAGGAGGAGGAAGAGGAGAGCUCUGUGGAUGGCAAAGGGGACCGGAAGAGCACAGGCCUGAAACUCUCCAAGAAGAAAGCAAGGAGGAGACACACGGAUGACCCAAGCAAGGAGUGCUUCACUCUGAAAUUUGACCUGAAUGUGGACAUCGAGACGGAGAUCGUCCCAGCCAUGAAGAAGAAGUCGCUGGGGGAGGUGCUGCUGCCUGUAUUUGAAAGGAAGGGCAUCACGCUGGGCAAAGUGGACAUCUACCUGGACCAGUCCAACACACCGCUGUCCCUCACCUUCGAGGCCUACAGGUUCGGGGGACACUACCUUCGUGUCAAAGCCAAGCCUGGAGACGAGGGCAAGGUGGAGCAGGGCGUGAAGGACUCCAAGUCCCUGAGUUUGCCGAUCCUCCGGCCGGCUGGGACCGGGCCCCCCGCCCUGGAGCGUGUGGACCCCCAGAGCCGCCGGGAGAGCCUGGACAUCUUGGCCCCUGGCCGCCGCCGCAAGAACAUGUUGGAGUUCCUGGGGGAGGCGAGCAUCCCCGGGCAGGAGCCCCCUACGCCCUCCAGCUGCUCUCUGCCCAGCGGCAGCAGUGGCAGCACCAACAGCGGCGACAGCUGGAAGAACCGGGCGGCCAGUCGCUUCAGCGGCUUUUUCAGCUCCGGCCCCAGCACCAGCGCCUUUGGCCGGGAGGUAGACAAAAUGGAGCAGCUGGAGGGCAAGCUGCACACCUACAGCCUCUUCGGGCUGCCCAGGCUGCCCCGGAGGCUGCGCUUCGACCAUGACUCCUGGGAGGAGGAGGACGAUGAGGACGAGGAUGAGGACAAUGCCUGCCUGAGGCUGGAGGACAGCUGGCGGGAGCUCAUUGAUGGCCAUGAGAAGCUGACCCGGCGGCAGUGCCACCAGCAGGAGGCGGUGUGGGAGCUGCUGCACACGGAGGCCUCCUACAUCAGGAAACUGCGGGUGAUCACCAACCUGUUCCUGUGCUGCCUCCUGAACCUGCAAGAGUCAGGGCUGCUGUGUGAGGUGGAGGCGGAGCGCCUGUUCAGCAACAUCCCGGAGAUCGCGCAGCUGCACCGCAGACUGUGGGCCAGCGUGAUGGCGCCGGUGCUGGAGAAGGCGCGGCGCACGCGAGCGCUGCUGCAACCCGGGGACUUCCUCAAAGGCUUCAAGAUGUUCGGCUCGCUCUUCAAGCCCUACAUCCGCUACUGCAUGGAGGAGGAGGGCUGCAUGGAGUACAUGCGCGGCCUGCUGCGCGACAACGACCUCUUCCGGGCCUACAUCACGUGGGCUGAGAAGCACCCACAGUGCCAGAGGCUGAAGCUGAGCGACAUGCUGGCCAAACCCCACCAGCGGCUCACCAAGUACCCGCUGCUGCUGAAGUCGGUGCUGAGGAAGACCGAGGAGCCCCGCGCCAAGGAGGCCGUCGUCGCCAUGAUCGGCUCCGUGGAGCGCUUCAUCCACCACGUGAACGCGUGCAUGCGGCAGCGGCAGGAGCGGCAGCGGCUGGCGGCCGUGGUGAGCCGCAUCGACGCCUACGAGGUGGUGGAAAGCAGCAGCGACGAAGUGGACAAGCUCCUGAAGGAAUUUCUGCACCUGGACUUGACAGCGCCCAUCCCCGGCGCCUCCCCGGAGGAGACGCGGCAGCUGCUGCUGGAGGGGAGCCUGAGGAUGAAGGAGGGGAAGGACAGCAAGAUGGAUGUGUACUGCUUCCUCUUCACGGAUCUGCUGUUGGUGACCAAGGCAGUGAAGAAGGCAGAGAGGACCAGGGUCAUCAGGCCACCCCUGCUGGUGGACAAGAUUGUGUGCCGGGAGCUACGGGACCCUGGGUCCUUCCUCCUUAUCUACCUGAAUGAGUUUCACAGUGCUGUAGGGGCCUACACGUUCCAGGCCAGCGGCCAGGCCUUGUGCCGUGGCUGGGUGGACACCAUUUACAAUGCCCAGAACCAGCUGCAACAGCUGCGUGCACAGGAGCCCCCAGGCAGCCAGCAGCCCCUGCAGAGCCUGGAAGAGGAGGAGGAUGAGCAGGAGGAGGAAGAGGAAGAGGAGGAGGAGGAGGAGGAGGAAGAAGGUGGCGAGGACAGUGGCACUUCAGCUGCCAGCUCCCCUACCAUCAUGCGGAAAAGCAGUGGCAGCCCCGACUCUCAGCACUGUGCCUCAGAUGGCUCCACGGAGACCCUGGCCAUGGUUGUGGUAGAGCCUGGGGACACGCUGUCCUCCCUCGAGUUGGACGGCGGUCCUUUCAGCUCCCAGUCUGAUGAGACCUCUCUCAGCACCACUGCCUCAUCUGCUACGCCCACCAGUGAGCUGCUGCCCCUGGGUCCGGUGGACGGCCGCUCCUGCUCCAUGGACUCUGCCUACGGCACCCUCUCCCCAACCUCCUUACAAGACUUUGUGGCCCCAGGCCCCAUGGCAGAGCUAGUGCCUCAGCCCCCAGAAUCCCCACGAGCUCCUUCCCCUCCACCCUCGCCCCGUCUCCGCCGCCGCACCCCUGUCCAGCUGUUGACCUGCCCGCCCCACCUGCUCAAGUCUAAGUCUGAGGCCAGCCUCCUCCAGCUGCUGGCAGGGGCUGGCACCCAUGGGACACCCUCUGCCCCCAGCCGCAGCCUGUCAGAGCUCUGCCUGGCUGUUCCAGCCCCAGGUAUUAGGACUCAGGGCUCCCCUCAGGAAGCUGGGCUCAGCUGGGAUUGCCGAGGGGCCCCUAGCCCUGGCAGUGGUCCUGGGCUAGUCAGCUGCCUGGCCGGGGAACCUGCAGGCUCCCACAGGAAGAGGUGUGGAGACCUGCCCUCGGGGGCCUCUCCCAGCGUCCAGCCUGAGCCCCCACCAGGGGUCUCUGCCCAGCACAGGAAGCUGACCCUGGCCCAGCUCUACCGAAUCAGGACCACCCUGCUGCUUAACUCCACGCUCACUGCCUCGGAGGUCUGAGCAGAGGGAGGACCCCAAGAGUGCCAUUGACCAAGAGACAGCAGACAGCCUGCCUCCUGGGGUGCGCCGGCACCUGCUUCAGCUGCUGCCUCCUGUGUGCAUGAGCCGGAUGCUGGGCAGGAUCCCUGCCUACGCCCGGGCCCGAUUUGCGCUUUGCCAGACUGGAUGGAGUGGAGGAGGCCCAGGCCACAGUACCACCCCACCUGCCCAGGCAGCCCCUCAUCACCUACUCCCCGAAGUUACCAGCUCAGCUCCAGUCUUCAGGGCUGGGUUCCCAGGCUGCCCAUCCCACUUCUACCCUCACUGGCUUCCAGUGGGAUUCGCUCCUAUCCUGCCCCCACCUUCCCAGUCCCACAGGCCACCCCUGGCUUGGGCUGGGUUCUGUAAAGUUACGUAUUUAUUGAGCUUUUGGUUCUUUUAUAAAGACUUGUCUAGACUCCA
Molecule: messenger RNA, 4387 nt
Organism: Nomascus leucogenys (northern white-cheeked gibbon)
Lineage: Eukaryota; Metazoa; Chordata; Mammalia; Primates; Hylobatidae
Gene: PLEKHG5
Product: pleckstrin homology and RhoGEF domain containing G5
Biological process (GO): endothelial cell migration; Rho protein signal transduction
Cellular component (GO): endocytic vesicle; axon; plasma membrane
Molecular function (GO): guanyl-nucleotide exchange factor activity
Source: RefSeq, a predicted model, not a curated record